AUGUUUUCACUUAAUUCGCUUGGGAUGAAAGUCCAGAGGAACGAAACCGUCAACUUCCUUGACUAUGGCAAAGUUAUGAAGAUCAUAAGCGAUGGCUCUAAGAGGAAUGCUUCCGUUAUGGUGAUAAACGUGGAGUCUACACCUUCCUGUACCACUAGUAUUCAGCACGGCAAAAGGGACUUUGAUACCGACACGCCACGGGAUAUCAAUUCCCUAAAAGUUUCAGUUCUCCCUACCGAUCUUGAAUUAGUUCCACGACACGAAGCAGUGGACCCUAGGGUAGGUGAUUAUUUCGUAAUUGAAGAAGUCGUGAAAGCCUUGUAUGGUAACCUUGGCGCAUACUUUGCUGGAAAGGUUCCUAUUCCCACUGCCCCCAAGGCGUUUUCAUUGGAAAAGGGCUUGCUUCUGGAAUUACACGGCUUCAUCUGCUCCCAAGGCAUGUUCUAUCUCAUCAACGGUACCCUUUUCAUGAGGCCGUGGGUUUUCAUUGAUGGCUGCUCGGAAAUUGUCGGUCUCGCUUUCGUUGAGACCGGUUGUUGGAAAGCUGGUUGGGUAGACGAGACUGGUUUGGCGAGGAGAAAGCUCAGGAGGUAUUUUAAGCCUUAUAUCGACUCCGACUUUCAAUUCUAUGAUCUCGACAAUGACGCCGAGAACUGUGGGCAAGUGGGCCACAAGUGUCCCGAAGGGUCUUCGUGUGUCGGCUCCGCCUGUACCAGCCCAACAUGCUCUGGCCCCUCCAGUGCUGGGAGCGCCUAUGGGACUUGUCUCGGCUCCGGCGGUUUCGAUGAUGUGAAAUUCGACCUUCCCUCGGCCUUCCCUCCCAUAGUGGGGCCAGGCUCAAGUCCCAAGAGCGGGUGGGAAAUGUCGUUUGAGUCGUUGGACAGUUAUCUCGCAAACGAUUUUUCCUUACCUAAAGAUUGGUACCUAGUGUAUGAUGGUAAACGUACAAUCAACACUAAGUGCGUUGUCGUUGGAGAGCUACCAUUUGCCACAAUUAACGCCUUCCCUGAGAAUGCCAUUUUGACUUUUCAGACCCAGGUUGUUUCAUAA
Messenger RNA from Paraphaeosphaeria sporulosa, 1050 nucleotides. RefSeq lists its product as uncharacterized. NCBI's taxonomy places the organism in Eukaryota, Fungi, Ascomycota, Dothideomycetes, Pleosporales, Didymosphaeriaceae. The transcript is spliced from 5 exons. The record is from RefSeq and is a predicted model, not a curated record. Bases 1 to 1050 code for a protein of 349 amino acids.